CACUGAGACCUCUGAGGAACCAACAGCCUCUGAAUUACUGGUUUCUUCAUCACAGAACAUACACUCUGAUGUAAAAGAUGUUCAGGAAGAAGGAGAGGGGGACACGGAGUCUACAUUACCCAGCCUUGAGGUAGAAGACAAAAUGAAUGGACUGAUAAAGGUGGAUAGAAAUUCCAAGGAGGAUGUUAUCGUUUCCUCUCCUGUGAGUUCAGAGAAAACAGAAGCAGUAAGAGAGAGACAGGUUGAUGGUAUGGAAGUAGACCUGGUACCAGGUACCACUCAGGACACAGUGCCCAUAUUGAACCCUGCCGCCUCCCUCCUCCUGUCCUCCAACAUGGCUGUAGAGUCUGUCUCUUCCCCUUCACUCUCCCCGUCAUACACGGCAGAGUCAGACCAGGAGGUCAGGCCAGGGUUCCUGGUGCUUAGUGAAGAUGAUGAUGAUGUCCAGGAUGAGAGCGAUGAGGAAGAGGAGGAAAAAGAUGAGAAAGAGGAGGAACAGAGGGAAAGUGAAGGAGGGGUAGAAAAAGUUGAGGUUAACAUGGAGAAGCCAGAACAAUUUGAAAGUGGUGCUCCAGUUGACUGUCCGUCCCCUUCAUCACCAACGCCCCUUCAGAUUGAUGAAGAAGAGGAGGGUGCUGCUCUACAGAAGAAACGAUCCUUGUCUGGAGACUCGGAGGAUGGUGGUCAAAAGCAGGGAGAAAGAGACUUAGAAGUGGCGGAGAGGCAUCAUAAGAGGCCCAGAGUAGACUGUGAAGAGCUGGAGGCUCAUGUGGAGCUGAAGAUCAGUGGGAGUGCUGAAAGGCAACACAAGCUAAAGAAGGUGGUGCAGCAGCUUGUUGAGGAGAAGUUGUGUGUUCUGCAGCUCACACUAUUUGACAUGAGUCUUCAGGGGCUCAGAGACAGACUGGACAAAAUAGAAAAACACCCGAGUGCACUCAAGAUCCUGCAGGCAAAGAUUGGCCGACUCUUCUAA
Molecule: messenger RNA, 973 nt
Organism: Salvelinus sp. IW2-2015
Lineage: Eukaryota; Metazoa; Chordata; Actinopteri; Salmoniformes; Salmonidae
Product: activating transcription factor 7-interacting protein 1-like
Exons: 4
Coding region: 143-973 (276 amino acids)
Biological process (GO): regulation of DNA-templated transcription
Cellular component (GO): transcription regulator complex; nucleus
Molecular function (GO): transcription coregulator activity
Source: RefSeq, a predicted model, not a curated record